Molecule: messenger RNA, 666 nt
Organism: Scutellospora calospora
Lineage: Eukaryota; Fungi; Glomeromycota; Glomeromycetes; Diversisporales; Gigasporaceae
Source: the annotation of a GenBank genome assembly
AAUCUUAGUGAUAAUAAUGUGUUUUGGACAGAAGCUAACGGAGGAAGUUUUGUAUCAUUAGAAAACGCGUAUUUCUCUGAGGAAAAUGAUUUCAAUAUUGCAGAUAUUCUUGCCAAACAUGAGUCUCAAAAUCAAAAAGGUCGACCUACUACAAAGUAUCAACCUAUUAAUUCUGCAUUGGUUCAUAAAUUAUUACAAGAAAAUAACAAUAUUUUAAAAUGCAUCCAGCAAGAGUCUUUUGGUAUUUUGGGGGAUGAACAAAAUUAUUAUUUUGCGAAUGAUAAAUAUCAAGAUUUAUUUCCGAAGUCUGGUCCUUCCUGCUUUGUUUAUGAUUUAGAUGAAGAACUUAAUAAGAUUUUUGAGAGUAAAGGCUUUUCGAAGAUGAUGAAUAUUAAAGAACCCGAUACACCAGAUGUCCUUGAUCUUUUGGUUGAGGAGCUUCCCAAUGAACAGGAAAUUUACUGGGAUCCUUCCUCACAAGAUGUUCCUAAUCGACAAUGGCUUAAUAGUAUCUUAAAAAAACUGAAAUGGGGCAUAGGAUUAGAAAUUCCAAGGUUAUCACAAUAUCCCUUGCUUCCCGUAAUUUCACCAAAUGACAAACUUGUCCGAAUAGAUCCGUUAGGUCCUCUAAGGUCCUCUAUUGAUUUAUCUAGACAAUCCGGAUGA